AUGUUCGCAGUAAAAGGAUGGUCGGUCGACUCCAAGGCGCUCAAGACACAGCAAGCCGCCCAGCCCGCCGCCAAAAAGCCUGAAGAUGGCACGAAUGGACCCUCGGCACAGAACAAGAAGAGAAAGAGAGGAGGCAAGGACAGAACUCCCAGAGAUGUCAACGACUCGAACGUAGGCGACCUGUGGGCCACAACCAUCGAGGGCAAGAAGGCUCCCAAGAAAGCCAAGAUUGAGAAGAAAGACAAGACCGACGCUGGAGACGAGUCUGCUGCUCCUGGCGCAGACGACGAGAAGGCCGUAGUCGAAGGAGAGAAGAAGGAGAAGCCCGUCGCAGAAGAGAAGGAGAAGACAUCAGACAGCAAGAAGGCAAAGAACAAGAAGCGCCAAAAGCAGAGAGAAGAGAAGGAAAAGGAAGCCGCUGCAGCAGACGCCGGCAAGGUCGUCGCCAACGCGCCCGCCGCUCCCCCCUCGCUGCCCGUCAACGCCAAACUCACCCCCAUGCAAAUUGCCAUGCGCCAGAAGCUCAUCUCUGCCCGGUUCCGCCAUUUGAACGAAACCCUGUACACUGCUCCCUCGGCCACCUCGCUCGCUCUGUUCGCAGACAACCCCGAAAUGUUCGACGACUACCACUCUGGUUUCCGUCAGCAGGUCACAACAUGGCCCGAGAACCCCGUCGACAUCUUCAUCCGCUCAAUCCGCGACCGCGCAAAGGUCAAGGUCUACAACCAGAACAAGGCCUUCCGUGACGUCAAGAGAGGAAAGGCCCCCAAAGAAGAGGAAGAGCCAGCAACUGGUGAGAAGGCAAACCCGCUGCCACGCACACACGGCACUUGUAACAUUGCAGACUUGGGCUGUGGAGACGCAAGACUCGCUGCCACAUUCCACGAAGACGGCAGCGGCACCCGCUACAACCUCAAGAUCGCCUCAUACGAUCUGCAAUCACCGAGCAAAUUUGUCACAAAAGCCGAUAUUGCAAAUCUGCCCUGCGCAGAUGGAAGCAUGGACGUAGCCAUUUUCUGCUUGGCUCUUAUGGGAACGAAUUGGAUCGAUUUCAUCGAAGAGGCAUACAGAAUCCUGCAUUGGAAGGGUGAACUCUGGAUCUCAGAGAUCAAGUCGAGAUUUGGAAGGGUGGGAGGUGACAAGGGCAAGGGUGGUCAGAAGGUCGUCGAGCACAGUGUAGGUAACCGCCGUAAAGCUGCUGCAAAGGCAAAGGCUGCGGAUGCCACACGUGCCAAACUCACUGCCGAAGAGGAAGAAGCUGCUCUACGCGAGCACGUCGAUGAGGUGGUUACGAAGUCGAACGAGGAGACCGAUGUCUCUGGCUUUGUAGAGGUUCUGCGACGAAGGGGGUUUGUGCUCAAGGACGAAAAGUCUGUGGAUCUGAGCAACAAGAUGUUUGUCAAGAUGGAAUUUAUCAAGGCCGCGGCGCCUGUGGUGGGAAAGAAUGUGCAAGAGGCGGGCGAGGAGAGGAAGGGCGAGAAUGGAACAUGGAAACCUAAGUUCAAGAAGUUUGUCGAGGAAGAGACCAAGGAGGUCAGUGUUGAGGAUGAGACGAAGACCCUCAAGCCGUGCUUGUACAAGAUCAGGUAG
This is a messenger RNA of Aureobasidium namibiae CBS 147.97, 1590 nucleotides long. RefSeq lists its product as uncharacterized. Gene Ontology annotation, cellular component: nucleolus. The transcript has a single exon. Gene Ontology annotation, biological process: ribosomal large subunit biogenesis; rRNA methylation. Lineage: Eukaryota; Fungi; Ascomycota; Dothideomycetes; Dothideales; Saccotheciaceae. The coding region runs from base 1 to 1590 and encodes 529 amino acids. The record is from RefSeq and is a predicted model, not a curated record. Gene Ontology annotation, molecular function: rRNA (adenine) methyltransferase activity.